UGGGAGGAUGGCAGUCAGCCCGGUUCCUGGUUGUGGGCCCCAGGGGAGCUCGCUCUCCAAAAUGACCACUGAUACGACUUGUCAGGUUCCCCAGAUUUAGAAGCUGAGGCCAGGACCAUGUGCAAGUGGCUUAUGAUGUGCUCCUGGGAGAACUCCAGUGUCAGCCUGAAUGUGAAUUAUAACUCAAAGUCUUUCAAGACUCAAGGCAAGGCAGCUGGGUUUUCAGAACAUCUCACCAGAAGAACUAUCCUAAGUCUUCUGAAUUAAAACUGAGACUCAAUCUACAUUGAACUUCCUCAGAAAGGAAUCAUGAACAUUGAAGCAUAUUUUGAAAGAAUUGGUUAUAAGCACUGUAGGAACAAAUUGGACUUGGAAACAUUAACUGACAUUCUUCAGCACCAGAUCCGAGCCAUUCCCUUUGAGAACCUUAACAUCCAUUGUGGGGAAGCCAUGGAGUUGGGCUUAGAGGCCACUUUUGAUCAAAUUGUGAGGAGGAACCGAGGUGGGUGGUGUCUCCAAGUCAAUCAUCUUCUGUACUGGGCUCUGACCACAAUUGGUUUUGAGACCACGAUAUUGGGAGGGUAUGUAUACAACACUUCAGCAAACAAAUAUAGCAAUGCCAUGAUUCACCUCCUGCUGAAGGUGACCAUUGACGGCAGGAACUACAUAGCUGAUGCUGGAUUUGGAUGCUCUUACCAGAUGUGGCAGCCUCUAGAGUUAAUUUCUGGGAAGGAUCAGCCCCAAGUGCCUUGCAUCUUCUGCUUGACAGAAGAGAGAGGAAUCUGGUACCUGGACCAAAUCAGAAGAGAGCAGUAUAUCCCAAACCAAGAAUUUCUUAAUUCUGAGCUCCUGGAAAGGAAUAAAUAUCGGAAAAUCUACUCUUUUACUCUUGAACCUCGAACAAUUGAAGACUUUGAGUCUGUGAAUAUAUACCUUCAGGAAUCUCCAGCAUCUGUCUUUACAAGCAAGUCAUUUUGUUCCUUGCAGACUCCAGAAGGUGUUCACUGUUUAGUGGGCUUCACCCUCACCUACAGGAGAUUCAACUAUAAGGACAAUACAGAUUUGGUAGAGUUUAACACACUGAAUGAAGAAGAAGUAAAAGAAAAUCUAAAAAAUAUAUUUAAUAUUUCCUUGGAGAAAAAGUUUGUCCCCAAACAUGGUGAUAAACUUUUUACCAUAUAGAGUAAGCAGUAAAAAUGGUCUCAGUAUUACUUCUGGUGCUGUAACUUUUUAUUAUAAAAAAAAUUUUAACAUCUAUAAAAGUAGAGAGAAUGAAAUAAUAAACCUCCAUUUGUUUAUCACUCAGUUUAUCAACUAUAAACUAGAGGCCUAUCUAUCAUAUUUUCUCAAUGCUCCCACAUUAUAUUGAAGAAAAUGCUAGACAUCAAAUCAUUUCACCUUUAAAAGUGUCAGCAUAUAUAAUUAGAUAACAUUUUAAAAAACAUAACCAUAUACCUUUUCAAAAAUAAUAAUAGCAAAGAUGCUUUAAUGAUGGCCUAUGGUUUUCUUGAGGAAAAAGUGAUUUAUACUAGAAAACUUUCCACAUUGGUUGAAUGUUGAAUUCAUAGAACAUGUUUACCUAUCAUUCAGUAACUAGAACCUUGAGGAAAACUUUUUUAUUAAAUUCUACCAGUGUAUAUCCAAUGUCAUAUUUGUGCAGAAAUACCACAUGUAUAAUGGGAUUAUAAUUCAACCAAAAAGAAAGAGACAUGACAUUGCUUCCAAAUAAACUAAAAUUUCUCAAAACAAGGUGUAAACCAAUACUUGUUAGCAUGUGAUCAAGUACCAAGAGAGGGACACAACUAAUAAUUUCUUACAUGGCUCCUUUUGCAACCACACUUCUUCAAGUACCAUUUUUCUUAAUAUGGGAACACUACUAUUUAUAACUUUCAAAUUUUGGAACUCAGUAUUUUUGCUUAAAAGUAAUAAGUACUGCAAAUUUAAAAAUACUUAUUAUCUAAAAACUUGAUGUUGGAGAAGUAUGUUAAAACAUUGUUGGCCAA
Molecule: messenger RNA, 2003 nt
Organism: Balaenoptera musculus (blue whale)
Lineage: Eukaryota; Metazoa; Chordata; Mammalia; Artiodactyla; Balaenopteridae
Product: arylamine N-acetyltransferase 1
Exons: 4
Coding region: 310-1182 (290 amino acids)
Molecular function (GO): acetyltransferase activity
Source: RefSeq, a predicted model, not a curated record